CUGUGGGCUGAGAUCCAGAACCUCGGCGUGCCUCUCAGCUUCCACGAGGGCGGGCGGGUGAACCUGCCGCAGCCGGGCGACAACUUCACGACUCACAUGCUGUACCACACCUGCACCCACCCGAUGGGGAUGAUGCUGGCCGCGGUCGACAUCGUGGGCGGCGGGCGUGCUGGAGCGCUUCCCGGAGCUGACGGUGGCGUUCCUGGAGGGGAACUGCUCGUGGGCACCCUGGCUGCUGUGGCGGCUGGACGAGCACUACGAGAUGUCCGCGUCAUACGACCAUCCCGACCUGAAGAUGGAACCCAGCGAGUACUUCCGCGCCAGUGCUACCUGUCGGUGGAGUGCGACGAGGAGCCAGCGGAGAUCGUGUCGCGGUACGGGCUGGAGGACAACGUGGUGUUCUCCACCGACUACCCCCACGCCGACUCCAAGUACCCAAAGUCGGUGGACCGGUUUAUGGAGCUGCCGCUGUCGGACGACGCCAAGCGAAGUUCCUGUGGGACAACUGCGCACGGCUGUACGGGAUUGAGGUAUAGCCGUUUCAGGAUUGGAUGCCUGCCAGAUUCCUUACCCCAUCCCGAAGACUCGGAAGCUCUUUGA
This is a messenger RNA of Geodia barretti, 600 nucleotides long. NCBI's taxonomy places the organism in Eukaryota, Metazoa, Porifera, Demospongiae, Tetractinellida, Geodiidae. The record is from the annotation of a GenBank genome assembly.